GAUGAAGAGUUAGUAAACAGCCCAGCCAAUGAUGAUAAUGAGGAGAUGUACAGUAAUAGCUUAGACAAUAAUGAAGAAUAUGAAGAAACUAAUUCAUUAUCUGAUAUACCUCUUCAAAACCCAAAAAAACAGGAAUUAAAGCCAGCAAAACGUCAAAACCAAUGUGGGAAUUGUGGCGA
Racocetra fulgida is the source of this 179-nucleotide messenger RNA. NCBI's taxonomy places the organism in Eukaryota, Fungi, Glomeromycota, Glomeromycetes, Diversisporales, Gigasporaceae. The record is from the annotation of a GenBank genome assembly.